UGCAGGCGUAAUUUUAAGUUCACGAUGUCUAAUGGUAGUAUUUGUAAUAUAUGUAAAUCGUUAUCAUGUAAUAUCUGCACUAGGAGGUGUUACGGCUUGAUAAACAAAGAAGAAGUAAAAGAAGAACAAGGAGAACAGAUUUCUAGGAAAAGAUUACCAGAGUCUGAGCAAGAUCAACUUAGAACUGGUUGUAGACGUAUCAUUUGUGUAUUCUGUACAAUAGAGGAGAUGUCUGAUAGCCCGUCGACUUCGCUGAUACCUGUAGAGGAUCUGCCGUUUGAUAGGAUAAAUGACAUCUUAGAACCAACUUGUUUGGAUGAGAAUGGUGAUCCUUAUUUAUUCGACGCAUGGAUUGUUAACUUAACAAACCCAAUUCAAACUAGAGAACUAAUCAGAUUCGCCAUACAUCAUAGAAUAGAAGACAGAAAAUGCGAGAGAACAAAACACCUGAGAAGAAUUCGCAAGGCUUACUCUCAUCAGGGUUUAGAUUGUGGUCCUGAUGCCACAAACUCCACCCUCCCUGACUCAGACUUUUGUAUUAGUGUAUUCCUAGCAGAAGCUACUCCUGAACUCACAAAGGAUAAAAUAAAGCAGCUCUUAUCAAAAACUAGUGAUCAAGUUAAGGAUUUGGAUCCAUAUAUCUUGAAAGUACCCGCUAGAAGGGCAACAACAGCUGAGGAGUACACAGCCUGUCAAAAAUAUUGGCCUGUCUCAUUCACACCUAAGGCUCAAUUCGUGAAUGGCUUCACUUACGACUAUUGGCAUACUCGCAAACUUGAAUGGGUUAUGGAGGGUCUUGAAAAAGCCAAAUACCUCGCUUUAGAAGCUCAAUCCCGUGGUGAAUUACCUAUAGCAGCUCACGUCUCUUCCCCACCUGAAGAAAUUCCUGUCCCACCGGGAUACCCACCACCUACGCCAAAUAUGAAAGCAUUAGGUUAUGAUACGCGUUCGACGACAGGAAAUCCACUCAAUCACGCCAUUUUUAAUUGCGUCAGACAAGUUGGCGAAUUGCGUUAUAGAGCCGAUGCUGAGACAACAUCAAACAAACGGACAUUAUCAAUUUCGAGCGGUUUAAAUGCUUGUCAAAACGGCGCUGAAUACCUUUGUACUAGUCUCACAUUGUUUAGUACGCAUGAGCCUUGUAUGAUGUGCGCAAUGGCUCUAGUUCAUUCAAGAGUUCGUGAUAUUUACUUCCUCAAGAAGUCGUCGAGCUCGGGUGGAUGCGGAUCAGUUUAUGGUGUUCAUGAGAUGCCUAACCUUAAUCAUCACUUUGAAGCUUGGUGUUUAGAUAACAAUCACCCACUCUGUGAUGGUUUAGACUUGGAUGAUCAUAUUAGUCCUUAAGGAUAUCGAUUUCAAGUUUAUUUGUACUUUUAUAACAAUAUAUUGCAUAGUGAAAAUAUAAAACGCGUGCACUGGUAUAGGUAUAAUAAAGUUAAAUAAAGUUAAGUUCUAAGGAAUUUCAACAGUCUCCCUGCUGCUGCUAAUGGUCCAUCGGGACUCUUUGCGUCAGGCAGACCUAUUGUUUUCGCUAGCUUGUCGUAUUGCGCAUUUGCGAUUUGUCUGUUGCGUAUGAGAACAAUCAUUGUGGCUGUAACGGUUAAUGCGAAGUUUAGUGAGACGAAUUUCAGGAAUGUAUUUCUUUCCUGAGUUGGUAAUCUACCGCAGGAGUGCCAUGCAGGAAUACUGUCUAUCUUGGACGACGUCCUAGUGUCAUAGCAAAGUAGAAGCUGUCUAUUACCAAAUGGUUGACAAACUGGAUCGUUUAUAUUGUCUUCAGGACACGGACGACAAGAGUCUCGGACAGUACAACUCCAAUCAUUAUCACCGUCUAUAGCUUUAAUAGUGGCAAUAAUUGCCAUAAUACAAA
Molecule: messenger RNA, 1870 nt
Organism: Wallemia mellicola CBS 633.66
Lineage: Eukaryota; Fungi; Basidiomycota; Wallemiomycetes; Wallemiales; Wallemiaceae
Product: cytidine deaminase-like protein
Exons: 9
Coding region: 25-1344 (439 amino acids)
Biological process (GO): tRNA wobble adenosine to inosine editing
Cellular component (GO): nucleus; cytoplasm
Molecular function (GO): tRNA-specific adenosine-34 deaminase activity
Source: RefSeq, a predicted model, not a curated record